Molecule: messenger RNA, 2109 nt
Organism: Caenorhabditis angaria
Lineage: Eukaryota; Metazoa; Nematoda; Chromadorea; Rhabditida; Rhabditidae
Source: the annotation of a GenBank genome assembly
AUGUCGGACGUUGAAGACGAGUACGAAGACGAGGAGGAGCUCGAAGAGGAAGACCAAGGAGCCGAUGAAAAUCAAGAGCCAGAAUCAGAGGUGGGUACGGUAUACCGGCAGUGAUAAACUACGGUAGAUAGAGAAAAUACUGUGUUAAUAACUAAACAUAAAUUCUAUCAGAUUGUUAGAAGUUUUAGUAUUCAUAGUUAAAUUUAAAAAUCUCAAAAAUUUCUGUAAUGAAAAAAAAUCUGAUUUUCGUCUUGCAACACGUGGAUAACUCGAAUUUUCAGAUUUCUGGAAGUUUUCUUUUUUUCGUGUAAAAAUAAUUUUCGAAGUUAGAUUCUGAAAGGUUUCAAAAUUAGAACUCCCCGUAUUUUUCUAUGUAUCAAACCGGAAGUCUGCAAUUCACAAAAUUCUACACUUCUGAAAAUUGAAAAUCUAAGUUAUCCAAUUAUUGUUUCACCUCGUCUUUUUUGAAAAUCGACAGAAUUGAAAGUUUCAUAAACUCUCCACGUGUCAUAAAUUUUCCAAAUUUUACAAUUUCCCAUUUUACAACGCGUUCCAAUUUUAUUAACAAUAGUUCAACUUUUUCGAACCGACAACAAAAACAACAACAAAAGUUGUUAGAGAAAUUUUGCCAUUUCAUCUUCUCGUCAGCCAGUCUUUCCCCACAUUGUUGUAAUACGCGCCUGCGGGAGUUAGCUCAUUUCAGUGGAAGAGACAGAUGAAAAUCUCUCACUAUCUAACACUAUUUCUCUCGCUCUCUCGCUUGCUCGUUUUACACUUUUUUCAAGCCGAUGUGUAUUGGCAAUCAAAAAUAUUCAGAAGGGAUCGAGAAUGAAAUGAAAAGCUUAUUAAUUUUUUUUUUAAUUCGAGGAAAGAAUGAAAAACAAAACCAAAUAUCAGAUGAAAUAUAAAUACAUUUCAGGCGGCUGAUGAGCCAGAAGAGGCUGCUCCAGCUUCACCACCAGCUGCUGCUUCACCAAAAGCCGCUGCACCACCAGCUUCAUUGAAAUCGCCAACUCCAGGAGCUCAAGUUCAAUUCACUCCAUCAAUUCCACAAUCCGUUUUGAGAAGACAACAAAACUAUUCCGGUGGAAAACCAUCAACUGUUCACACCAAGGAAAAGCUCAUGAAAUCCGAAGGAAUUAUCCCAAUUCAAGCCGGAUCCAACAAAUAUGCUUCUCAAAAAGGAAUGACCGGUUUUGGUGUUCCUCGUGACGUCAUCGAUAAGGUCAAAUCUGAAAACUUGGCUGAAAUCACCGAUGAGAAGAAGAUUGCCAACUUGAAGGGAUCAACCUGGUUGCAAUCUGGUACCAACAAAUUUGCCUCUCAAAAAGGACAAACCGGAUUCGGUUGUCCAAGAGAUGUCAACUAUUUGACCAAAGGAACCGGAGGAGCUCAAGAAGUUCCAGAAGAGAAAGCUCGUGCUACCAACGGUAUUGUUCCACUUCAAUCCGGAACCAACAAAUUGGCUUCACAAGCUGGUAUGACUGGAAUUGGUAUGCCAAGAAUUGUCGAUGUCCGACGAACAACAGAUCAAGAUCGUGAUUCGCAAGGAUUCAUCCAUCUUCAAAUGGGAACCAACAAAUUUGCCAACCAAGCCGGUAUGACUGGAUUUGGUAUGCCAAGACAUAACAUCACCAAGUGAGUUCAAGCGAUAGAAUUUUGAAAUUUAUUUAAAUUUUUCUAACUUCUAGAUACAAGGAUGAAGUUCGUGGAGAUAUGCCACAUGACGAAGGAUCUCUUUCAAGACAAACAUCUGGAUGGAAAGAGGGAGCUACCCAAGCUGGUAUGUCUGGCUUCGGUGCUUUCCGUAACAACACUGUCGCCUUUAUGCAAUCACAAGAUCAACGAUCACAAGGAAUGAUCCCAUACCAAAUGGGAGUCAAUUUCUUGGAAUCCCAAGCCGGUAAGACCGGAUUCGGACAACCACGUCAAGUCUACACUCCAUUCACCGACGACACUCACGAGGAUUUGCCAGCCGAUUUGGCCAGACAACCCGAUGUUCCAUUCUGGUCGGGACAACACGAAGCACAACACGCCAAUCAAACCGGUAUGACAUCUUUCGGAACUCCUCGCGAUGUUCGUGGUGAAUAUGUGCGCCGUAUGUGGUAA